ACAAUCUAUAGUGCAUUUGUCCUUUCUUCGAAUUUUUUAAAGAAAUGUAAACCGCUAUUCUAUAGUAUUUCUAUUCUACACAAAUUUUCCAGUUUCCAUUUUUAAUUAUGACGGUGAAACACAUAACCGUUACGAGUGUGUGAAAAGUGCAGACCCACCACCCCCAACACAGUGUCUCCACUCCCUCCUUUGAAUUUUCUGCCAUUAUUAUUCCUUUGUUUCGUUCUUCCGUUUUUACACUUUCCCCCAUACUUCUCUUCUGCAUUCGGAAAAAAUUAAAACCAAUCAAUUAAGCACAGCAUAACAAAAACUUGCAUUAAAAACGCACUCAAACAACAACACUACUAAUAGUACUACUACCCCCAACCUCGUCAAGGUAAAACCCAACAACAACAAAAACAACCUUAACCAUUCCAACAUUAUUUUCACUGUUUCCUCGGCAUCACCGAAUCAGAACAUGAACAUCCAUCCCCAUUUCCCAAUGUCACCACUUCAAACACCCUUCUUCAUCACCUUCUUCUUCCUAUGUUGUCUCAAUGCCUCUUCUUCUAUUUUCGCCACCACCCAAUUUGACUUUGCGACUUUAACUAUGAGCACUUUGAAGCUUCUCGGCGAUGCCCAUUUGAACAACAACACCGUCAGCCUCACCGGCGACCCCGCCGUCCCCAACUCCGCCGCCGGCAGAGCCCUAUACUCCGCCCCCGUCAGAUUCCGGCAACCGGGCACCCCUUCUCCGGCGAGCUUCUCCACCUUCUUCUCCUUCUCCGUCACCAACCUCAACCCCUCCUCCGUCGGCGGCGGCCUCGCCUUCGUCAUCUCGCCGGACUCCUCCGCCGUCGGCGACCCCGGCGGCUUCCUCGGCCUCCAGACCGCCGCCGGCGGAACCUUCCUCGCCGUGGAAUUCGACACCCUUAUGGACGUGGAAUUCAGCGACGUCAACGGAAACCACGUCGGGUUGGACCUAAACAGCGUCGUUUCGACGCAAGUUUCCGACUUGGGAACCAUCGGAGUGGAUCUCAAAAGCGGCGACUCGGUGAACGCAUGGAUCGAGUACGACGGAAACGCCAAAGGGUUGCGCGUUUGGGUCUCGUACUCGAACCUUCGUCCCAAAGAUCCGAUUUUGAAGGUGGAUCUCGAUGUGGGUAUGUACGUUGACGAUUUCAUGUAUGUGGGUUUUUCUGGGUCUACACAAGGUAGCACCGAGGUUCACAGUGUUGAGUGGUGGAGUUUUAAUUCUUCUUUCGAUUCCGCGGCGGCUCCUGCCGCCGCCACGUCUGUGCAAAAGGAGCGUAAGUCUUCUAAGAAGAGUACUGUGGGGGCAGUUGCUGGGGUUGUCACUGCUGGUGCUUUUGUUCUUGCUCUCUUUGCUGGUGCGUUGAUUUGGUUGUAUUCUAACAAGGUUAAGUACUAUGUGAAGAAGCUUGAUCAUUCUAUUGAGUCGGAGAUUAUUAGAAUGCCUAAGGAGUUUAGCUACAAGGAGCUGAAGUUGGCCACUAAGGGGUUCAGUGCUAAUAGGGUCAUUGGUCAUGGAGCUUUCGGGACUGUUUACAAGGGCGUGUUGCCAGAGAGCGGCGACAUUGUUGCGGUGAAGAGGUGUAACCAUAGUGGUCAGGGGAAGAAUGAGUUUUUGUCUGAGUUGUCUAUAAUUGGAAGUCUAAGGCAUAGGAAUUUGGUUCACCUUCAAGGUUGGUGCCAUGAGAAAGGUGAGAUUUUGUUGGUGUAUGACUUGAUGCCAAAUGGGAGUCUAGAUAAGGCCUUGUAUGAGUCUAGAAUGGCUCUGUCUUGGCCUCAUAGGCUCAAAAUUUUGUUAGGCGUGUCGUCUGUUUUGGCCUACUUGCAUCAUGAAUGCGAAAACCAGGUAAUUCAUAGGGACAUUAAGACUAGUAACAUUAUGUUAGAUGAAGGGUUCAAUGCUAGGUUAGGUGAUUUUGGUUUGGCGAGGCAAACGGAACAUGACAAGUCUCCCGAUGCCACCGUAGCUGCUGGGACAAUGGGGUACCUCGCGCCUGAGUACGUGCUUACCGGUAGAGCCACUGAGAAAACUGAUGUGUUUAGCUAUGGUGCUGUGGUUCUUGAGGUGGCCAGUGGGAGGAGGCCUAUUGAGAAAGAUGAUGAUGCUGCUGCUGGGAAUGGUAAAGUUGGAAUUAGCAGCAAUUUGGUGGAAUGGGUUUGGAGUUUGCAUCAAGAUGGUAAGUUGCUAACGGCAGCUGAUCCGAGACUUGAAGGCGAGUUUGAGGAAGGGGAGAUGAGGAAGGUACUCUUGAUUGGAUUAGCUUGCUCACACCCUGAUUCAAUGGCAAGACCUACUAUGAGGUGUGUGGUUCAGAUGCUGCUGGGUGAGGCUGAAGUGCCUAUUGUCCCUAGAGCCAAGCCAUCUACUAGUUACAGUACUUCUCAACUCUUAAUGAACUUGCAAGAUAGUGAUACUGACUGUAAGAAUGGUAUGAUCACAAUCUCUACCUCUUCAUCAGAGAACAGCUCCAAUGGCAAAGAUAUAGUCUGAUGGAAGUCUUUGGCUGAGAUCUUGUCAUUUUUUUUUAAUUAUUUACUCAAAAUGUAGAUAGAGUGAAAUGUAUUCUUUUGCUCAUGUAUGUAAACUCCAAUAACAUUACAAUUAUAGGCCUUCUUGAGAAAGGAAAGAAUUUUGGGGAUUAUGCAAUUUUGCCUCUGGCAUUCAUAGUUUAUGGUAGAGUGCUUCUGUUGUACAUUUUUAUACAAAUUAAAUUAAAUGGAUCUCGGUGAGUAGAAAUGCAA
Messenger RNA from Glycine soja, 2754 nucleotides. Its product is annotated as L-type lectin-domain containing receptor kinase VIII.1-like. Gene Ontology annotation, molecular function: protein kinase activity; carbohydrate binding; ATP binding. The record is from RefSeq and is a predicted model, not a curated record. Gene Ontology annotation, cellular component: plasma membrane. Gene Ontology annotation, biological process: protein phosphorylation. Bases 458 to 2503 code for a protein of 681 amino acids. The transcript has a single exon. Lineage: Eukaryota; Viridiplantae; Streptophyta; Magnoliopsida; Fabales; Fabaceae.